Molecule: messenger RNA, 6634 nt
Organism: Sorex araneus (European shrew)
Lineage: Eukaryota; Metazoa; Chordata; Mammalia; Eulipotyphla; Soricidae
Gene: RBM12B
Product: RNA binding motif protein 12B
Exons: 4
Coding region: 693-3464 (923 amino acids)
Biological process (GO): regulation of RNA splicing
Cellular component (GO): nucleoplasm; ribonucleoprotein complex
Molecular function (GO): RNA binding
Source: RefSeq, a predicted model, not a curated record
CGGGGCUCGCGCGGGCGGGCGGGGCGGAGCCGGGGUGCGCCCUUGGCACGGCGUUUCCGACGGACGGACGGACGCACGGACGGACGGACGGGCUCGGCGGCGGGGCGGUGCGGGGAGCCGAGGAGACGAGGCCGGCGGCGACCGCGACAGCAACGGCAGCGGCGUCGGAGCCCACGUCGCCACGGUGGCCCGGCGCGACCCGAGGACGCCGGGAGCGGGACGGCCGUGCCCGCGGAGGAUGCCCGCCGAGGAGCGCGGGGGACGACGCGCCGGGGACGCCACAUCACCUCCCUCAGGGGACUCUCCGGGCCCUCGGCAGGCCCCGUGUCGUCAGGCCUUUCGGUUUUUUCUUAUUUUUUUUUUAAUUUAAUUUUUGUUUGCAUUUUAACCAUCCACCUGACGGAAGGAAAUUAAAAAAAAAAAAAGGCCGAGCGUCCUUUAAACAACAACAACAACAACAAUAACAAAAGAAGUGUGGGGCCGGGUAGAUGGUUUUCUGCAGGGGACUCGACUUGGUGCAUUGAGAAGAAUAGAAUUUCUGCGAAAUUGGCUUAAGGAAGUAAUACGGAAUCACUAGAAAAGAGCUCCUUUGGAGAGCUGGCUUCUUCCAGUUAAGUUGCUUUUACAGAAUUAACAGGUCUCCAAGAAAUUUAAAAAAAAAAAGGUCAUUAUUGCUGUGGUUUGAUCUCAGCAUGGCUGUAGUCAUCCGUUUACUGGGGCUUCCUUUAUUUGCGGCGCCUGUGGAUAUUCGUCGCUUCUUCACGGGAUUGACUAUUCCUGAUGGAGGAGUACAUAUUAUUGGAGGGGAUAUGGGGGAGGCCUUUAUUAUUUUUGCAACAGAUGAAGAUGCAAGACGUGCCGUAAGUCGCUCUGGAGGGUUUAUCAUGGAUUCAUCUGUAGAGCUUUUUCUUAGUAGUAAGGCAGAAAUGCAAAAGACUAUUGAAAUGAAAAGAACUGAUUGCAUAGGAAGAGAGCGACCCGGAUCUGGGACAACAGGGAUUGGCAGCUUAUCUAAUGUUGAGGCUAUAAAGGAAGAAGCAGGUAACUCUGGAUAUGUCUCUCCACUUAAUCGAGACACUGGGUUUCAUACUAAUGGUACUGGACAUGGUGAUUUAAAGCCAAGAAAGACAAGGCCAUCGAAAGCUGAGAAUCCUUAUUUGUUUCUCCGGGGCUUGCCUUACUUAGUAAAUGAAGAAGAUGUUCGUGUAUUUUUCGCUGGUUUGUGGGUAGAUGGUGUAAUUUUCUUAAAACAUCAUGAUGGCCGAAAUAAUGGUGAUGCCAUAGUAAAAUUUGCUUCAUGUAUUGAUGCUUCAGGAGGUCUUAAGUGUCAUAGAAGUUUUAUGGGUUCAAGAUUUAUAGAAGUAAUGCAAGGCUCAGAACAGCAGUGGAUUGAAUUUGGUGGUAAUGCCAAUAAGGAAGGUAACAUUCCUGCGAGAACUGAUGAACACUCUCCCCCAAGAGGAACUAAUGAUAGACAUUCUCGAAAACGAUCUCACUCAAAAUCUCCCAGAAGAGCACGUUCUCUUUCUCCUCAAGGAUACUAUGUUCAAUUAAAAAAUCUGUCCCUAAGUGUUAACAAAAGAGAUUUGAAAAAUUUCUUUAGAGAUACUGAUCUAUCUAAUGAACAGAUUAGGUUUUUAUAUAAAGAUGAAAGAAGAACAAGGAAUGCCUUUGUGGUGUUCAAGACUCUGAGAGACUACAAUACUGCUCGGGGUUUACAUAAGACUGUUUUACAGUAUCGUCCAGUUUAUAUUGAUCCAGUAUCUAGAAAAGAUGUGUUGAAGUUAAUUAAAUUUUAUGAAAAGAAAAGACCUGCGUCAUCGAUAGAGAAAGAGAGGCUUGAGCAUGGCUCACAAAAAUACUGUCAAGAAGGCUAUUCUGGCCAGAAACUUUGCAUCUAUAUAAGAAAUUUUCCAUUUGAUGUCACAAAAAUUGAGGUGCAGAAGUUCUUUGCUGACUUUUCACUUGCUGAGGAUGAUAUUUACUUGCUUUAUGAUGACAAAGGAGUUGGUCUGGGAGAAGCAUUGGUGAAAUUCAAAUCAGAAGAACAGGCCAUGAAAGCUGAACGUUUAAACCGACGAAGGUUCUUGGGGACAGAAGUAUUAUUAAGACUUAUAUCUGAGGCACAAAUGCAGGAGUUUGGCGUAAAUUUUCCAGUGAUGGCCAGUGAGAGGAUGCAAGAUCGUUCACAGUCACGUGAUAGAGAUGACUAUUUCCAUUCGUUUGAAUCAGAUGAUCCACCGAUGUACUCAGUCGGCCCUUCUGAAAACUUUCGAAGUCAACAAGAGGAUUUGAGGCAACCAGACAAUUUCAAGCAUCCCCAGGGGGAUUUCCGGCAGCGUGAUAGGUACCCUCCAAAAGACUUUCGACAUUCCCCAGAGGACUUCAGUUAUUCCUCGGAAGAAUUUAGAUGCCCUCGGGAGGAACACUUCAGAAGGCUUCCUGAGGAGGACUUCAGGCACCCCCGGGAGGAAAGCUUCGGGCAUCAUUGGGAGGACGACUGGAGGCGACCACCAGAGGAAGAUUUUAGACAAUCUUCUGAGGAGGAUUGGAGGAGGCCGGCUGAGGGAGACUUUAGGCGACCAGAGGAGAGCUUCAGGCGACCACCUAAGGAGGAUUUUAGGCAUCUUGCCGAGGAGGAAUUCCGACAUUCUCCUGAGGAAGAUUUCAGGCAUUCUCCCAAGGAGGACUACAAACGGCCGUCUCAGGAACACUUCAGGCGACCACCCCCAGAACAUUUCAGGAGGCCGCCCCAGCAGCACUUUCGGAGGCCUCCCCAGGAGCAUUUCAGGCGGCCUCCCCAGGAGCACUUUCAGAGACCAUCCCAGGAGCAUUUCAGACGACCGCCUCAGGACCAUUUCAGGCGGCCUCACCAAGAACAUUUCAGGCGUUCCCGAGAGGAAAAUUUCAGGCACCCGUCAGAUGAAGACUAUAGGGGUCGCCCUGACGAAGACUUUAGGCAUCCUCCUGACGAGGACUUCAGGAGCCCCCCGGAGGAAGAUUUUAGACGCCUUUCUGAUGAGGACUUCAGGAGGCUUCCUGAGGAAGAUGUCAGGGAUGCUCUUGAGGACGACGUGAGACUUACUGACAAUUUUAGAAGUCAUCGUUCUGUUGCAAAUGUUGGCCGACCAGAAGGUGGCAAAUUUGACUUUGGAAAGCGUAAUAUAGGAAGUUUUCCCGAGGGGAGAUUUGUUCCUGAUCCAAAAUUAAACUCUAGUUCAGGUAGAGUAACUCCUAUAAAAAUUAUGAAUCUUCCAUUUAAAGCUAAUGUUAAUGAAAUUCUAGAUUUUUUCCAUGGCUAUCGAAUUAUACCUGAUUCAGUUUCAAUACAAUAUAAUGAGCAAGGGUUACCAAUAGGGGAAGCCAUUGUUGCUAUGGCAAACUAUAAUGAAGCUAUGGCUGCUAUUAAAGAUCUAAAUGAUAGGCCAGUUGGCUCCCGCAAAGUUAAGUUAGUUUUGCUCUAAAGAAAAUCUCUAAUGCAGAAUUACCUCCCCGCAGUAUUGAAGCAGUAAAAUGUAUUUGUUUUUCAGAAGUGUUUAUUUUAAUUAUCUUAUGAAAAGAAACGUUUUAUUUUGACCUGUGAAUAGAACAAAUGUAUUAUAGAAUGUGAGUCUUGUUUACUUUUGCCUGCAAAUUGCCAUUCACUUUUUCUAAUUUAAAAUUAAUUUUUUUGACAGUGGGGGAAAAGUAGUAAUUCCCCAACUUUGUCAUUUUUUGUUGAUGUCCUGGAUAAACCUCAAGAUAUGUAUAUAGCAGAGCUGUAUUUGGGGAGGAUAAAUUUUAUGUUCAUUUUAGUUCUAUUUUGUCGCAUACAUCUUUUAUUAAAACUGUAUAAGGAAAUGGUCAGUGACUGAUUGUUCAGGUUUGGCAUUUUCAUUGCUAACUGCCUGCAAAAUAAUUGCCCUCUUCCUUGUCUUCAGCUAUUACUAUGUUAAUACUCCUGUUAAUAUAGUUAAAAAAUGGACAGACUGUGAACUUGAAGUUUACUUAUUAUAUGUAAAGAGCUUAGGAUAUUCUUAAAGUUCCCGUGUUCAUAACUUUGCAAAAGUUUUAUAAAAAUAAAAAAUUGUAACUGAAUAGAGCAACUAACUUGUAUUUAUAAAAAGAAAAAAAGAACAGCUGCUUUUGUGAAGUUUUUCAACAGCUAUAUUAGCAUUAUGAUAGAGGGGGACCAACCAUUCUAUAGUAGCCACAGUGCUAUGUGUAGUUUUAUGGUUUCUUCAACAUCUCAUCAACCAAACUGAUACAGAUGAAAAGAAAAUAAGAAUGUAGCUGUAGGUACCAGGGGACGGUAAGGUUUAAUACUGGAAAGAAUCUGUAUUUCUUUAAUACAGAAUGUUUACAUAAAAUUUUUGUUAAAUGGAUAGUUUGUUUCUAGGAACUAUUUACUGAUGAUUCAUAUAAAUUAUUUUUUUAUUGGGUUCUCAUUUUUUAAUUUCAACUUUGUAUUCAUUUAGAGAUUCAACAAUAAGACUUGUGCUUGAAUUUUGACCUCUUUGAUAUAUAUAGCACAUAGUAUAGACUUUUUACAAUUACUAAAUUUGGUUUCUAUAUACCCAUAAUAAAUAUUAAUGGCUAAUGUUUAUUGGCUCUUACUGUGUUAGGCAGUGUAAGUGCUUUGCAUGUAGUAUCUCAAUAUUCCCUAAAAGCAUUUUUUAAAAAAAUCACAGAUGAGAUAGUGACAUUUAGGUUGGUUAAGAAACUUACUUGAAGUCAUAGCUAGUAAAUUAUGGACCAGUUUUAGCCCAAACAAAACAGACUUCAUUUCACGCUCAUUAUAUAUUUGCCUACUUUGUUCAGUGGCACUUUUAAAUUUUGUAUGACCAUACUAACUAUAUUUUCAUGAAUAAAAGAUAUUUUCUUACCUCCACUGUUCUUUUAAAAAACAUUAUUUUAAAGGAUAAAAUUAGGAUGUCCAGUUAAAGUAACUUUUAAAAGUCUCUUUACAUCAGGGUUUCUCUUGGAUACUGAUAGAAAUUUUUCAUUAUAUGAAGUAUGAUUUGGUACACGGUUGGCCUCACCGUAAUUUACAUAAAACAUAAUUUCCCUCAGUUCUGUAAUCCACCUGUUUCUCACACUGAAUAAUAAAAUUUGAAUUUAUUUGGUUUAGUAAUAUAGUAGGAUAUUGCUGAAGUAGAAUACUUUGUCAGUACUUAAUGUGUACUCUUAAGUAUUUGGUGUUGAUUUUAGUCACUUGAAGUCUGAGAAGCCAACUAGAGUUUGUGUUUUUAAUUAUUGUAACUUCUCACUUGCUAGAGAAUGAACUAGUAAAUGUGGUACAAGAAAGCACAUCACCAUAACUCUUUAAAUUUACAGUAAGCUUACAGAUAGACAGGAGACUAAAUCCAUUCUCUGUAGUGUCCAAGUCAGUAAAAUGGAAGACGUUAUUUUUAAAUACUCAAGUAUUAUACAGAUGUUUUGUUUGACUUGCUUUCUUGAGGAAUAUAUGGAAAACUUAAAAACACUUCUCAAAUACCUAUCAAGCUAAUAGGACGCUUAAAGGUGGACAUUUAAUGUGGACAUACUUCUAAGUUUGAGAAGACAGGAUUGUGGUAGUUAAGUAGUAUUUUGUAUUUGUGAAUUAUGAAAUUCAUAUAUUUUACCCCACAAUCUAUUUAUAUACUUUUUAUCUUUUUAAAAUAAAGUUUAUUAUAGGAACUGCUUCUAUAUUUUGGGAGCCAUUAUUGCACAUCUCUUCCAAUUCUGCCUUCAGUGUUAUCUUUAUAACUGAAAUUGGCCAUGCAACAAAUCAGGGUAUAUUUUCAACUUCUAGAAAACAUUUGCUAGCACAUUACCAGUUUCAACAUGUAAAAAGAAAAUAGUGUAUUAAAUUUUCAUACACCUUUACCCAGCUUUGAUUAGUAUCUCAUAGCAAGCCCAUUCUCCUUUUAUGAGGUACACUAGGAUCAUAUUUUAAUUAUCUUAAAAACGGUAUUUUAGUUAUCUUAAAAACAAGCAUUUUAUCUAGAAGGUAGCUGAAAAAUGUUUAUCUAGAGAGUAAGCUUAAUCUUCCGAGAUAGCUAAGAAUCACGUCAGAAAUACUCUUUUACUAAGAACAGUGCCACGAGCAAUAGUUCUCGAUUCACAUAUCACCUAUUAAGCAGUGAUCCCUUCACCUCUAUCCUUAUAUUAAAUAUUACUGUUACGACUAUCAUUAGUACCACUAAUCUUAAAUAUGGAGGUAAUAAAUGGACUAUUAAAUGACUGUCAAGUUGGUAGCUUGUUUGUUUUGCAGUAAGGGAAAAGUGUUUUUUACAUUCUAAUAUGUGGCUACAUCUUAAGUGAUUAUGGUAGGUACCUUUGUAAUAGUUUUAAUAGUUUUGUGAUUAAUUUUAUCUAAUAGCUCACAUGGAAAAUACCAUCUACCCUUCUAAGAAAAAACUGCCAACCUACAUCAGUCUAAACUUAAUUUUACAUUGAUGAAAGUUAUGGAUAGCAUUCCUUUUGUCCACAGAUUGUUUUUUUUUGAGGUAGGUAGGACAUUUUAUAUUUAUUCUUCACUUACUGCUUUUUAUGUCAGGUACUUUUUAACUUUCAGGAUAGAGCAAUUAAGUGUUCAAAAGAAGUGAUUUGCUACAGAGGGCAAGAUAAACAGUAUAAGUCUUAUUUCUCCCAACUACGUCAAACUUAAACG